Messenger RNA from Lathyrus sativus (Indian pea), 1023 nucleotides. NCBI's taxonomy places the organism in Eukaryota, Viridiplantae, Streptophyta, Magnoliopsida, Fabales, Fabaceae. The record is from the annotation of a GenBank genome assembly.
AUGACGUUACCACCUGGAUAUGUCAAGGUUAAUAUCGAAGUUGCUAUUGUGCCAAAUGCUCAAUUGCCUAUAUCUGUUGAAGGUGGUGAUGUAUCGAUGGUUUAUCAAGCAAUAGGAACAAUUGUGCCAUGGCCAAUGAAACUUCUUGAAUUUGUUGUUAAAUGUGAAAAGAAUCCUGAUCAAUCCCAAAACAAAGUUAAGAAUACCCAACGAAGUGUUGAUUCUGUAUGUGAAGAAGAUGAUGAGGGUUGGAUCGUUAAUUUACCUUUCCUUGAUAUGUAUGUGAAGAAGAUGAUGAGGGUUGGAUCGUUAAUUCAAAUAAAAAUGGAGGAAAGUAUAUUUGGUGAAGAGUUUUUAGAGCAUCUACGUGUAGAGAGUAUAAAAGAGAUUCUUGAUCAUAAUUGGUUAAGUCCCUCUAUUAUCACUGUAUUUUCCAGGUAUUUGUAUGACAAGUUUAUUAGUCCAAAUGGAUUAAUAAAUAAGUUCUCCUUCAUAUCCCCACAUGUAUCACGGAAGGAUAAUCUAGGAAAUGCUAUAGCAAAAAUACUUCUGAAAGAUGAGGAGUACUUCAAGGAUAAGAUGAUUCUUGCACCUUGCAAUCUAGGGAAACAUUGGGUAUUACUUGUCAUCAAUCUCGAUGUUGAGGUGAUAUAUUACAUGGAUCCGUUGAAUGGUGAGCCAACUAAACAUCAAAAUUUAAAAACCAAGUUUGAGAAUGCAUUGCAAAUUUAUCGUGCUUAUAGUAACUCAAAAGUGCCUAAAGUCUCCAAGACAAAGAAAAUUUCAUGGUCAAAAAUUCGGUGUCCCCGUCAAAUUAAUAGCAUUGAAUGUGGAUAUUUUGUAAUGCGAUUUAUGAAAGAGGUCAUCAUGGAAAAUGAAAUUAUGAUCCCCAUAAAUUACUUUCCUGACCACAAAUGUCGUACCUACUCUAAGGAUAAGUUAACUGAGGUCAAAGAGGAAUGGGCUACCUAUAUGAUGGAUGAUAUUUUCGGAAAACAAGAAGCAGUGAUUUUGUCUAGCUAG